This is a messenger RNA of Staurois parvus, 313 nucleotides long. The record is from the annotation of a GenBank genome assembly. Lineage: Eukaryota; Metazoa; Chordata; Amphibia; Anura; Ranidae.
AUGUAUACAGUAAUGUAUAUCCCAGCUCCCCUGUACUCCAUUAUAGUGAUAUGACAUGUAUACAGUAAUUACUUCCUUUCCCCAGUCCCCUGCGGCGGUGGAGAGGGUGUCUCCUCUCAGCGGAGGAGAGUGGACCUCUCCUGCACCUGUCCCCUCGGCAGUGGUGCCACAAAAGCCGGAAACCGGAAGUUGUAAACCGGAACUUGGCUUCACAAUGAGGCUUGGAGCGCAGGUGCAGUCGCAGCCGCUUGCCAUAGAGGAAUUUCUCCUCGCAUUUGGAGGGCGGGCAAGCGGCUUUUUCAAGCCCUGGCCU